GUGGUCAGCCGCCCGUUGCCCCUGGCGCCAACAUGACAGGUGUGUCCAUGGAUGCUAGUGGUGUUCUAUUCGCCCACUAUAACUGCCUGCCGUCGGUCAACUCCACAUAUACAAUGACCAGCUUGGUGCCCUGUAUGGUGGACUCUGGCUACUGGAUGACCCCACCCACCAACUGUCUAUAUACUAAUGGUUUCCAUGUAAACAUGAGCUCGGAGAUUGGAACUCAGACUGCACAUAACAUCACAUUUGCUGACAGAUCACUGAGACUCUACGCCAGUUCCACCAACAUCGAGAAUCUGGACAUCAAUUGUCUUCGUCUUGAUGUCGCUGGGCUGAACGGUUCUACAUUCGUGGAGGUAGAGGUCCCUGUGAAAAACAUUACACAGCUCUUUGAGUUUGUGUCAGUGGAACUUAGUCUGGAGACCAUCGAUAGCGAUACUGAGUGUGUUGAAUCUGCUCAAAUCUCCAGCAGUAUCGUCUUCGGGAUAAACUAUACAGGUCUGACAAACAUGACCGCCUCGGGGAUCUCAUGUCAACCGUGGCGGGAUACUACGCCUCACAACCACACCUAUAACAAUCCGAACAGUACGUCAUUUCCGGAUCCAAGCUUUGCAGACGUGAAGAACUACUGCCGCAAUCCUUUGAAGUCUGGCCAGUACAAAGAAAGGCCGUGGUGUUUCACCUCUAACUCUUCCGUCACUUGGGAAUAUUGUUCUAUCAGAGAGUGUAGUCGUUUUACUGUGGCGGUCAAGCUAGCCAGUGAUACCACCGCAGUCCAAACUUGUGGUCAGACGAGUUUUUAUAGAUCUCAAGCGGCCUCUAAGAUCAGCAUCAAAUGUCCAACAUCUCCGUCGUCCCCCUACGGCACUCGUGUAAGACUCAGUGUGAACUCAACCUUAGCUCGCUCGCUGUAUGUCUGCGACGCACUGGCCUAUGGAGUUGACUACACAAGCAAGUGUGGAGAGCCACGCUACCAGCGAGGCUGUAACUUGACCAGCUCUCUCAGCUACAACGAAGGCGCGGAAGCCGAGUUCGCCUGCGCCAAAGGUUACCACUACAUGCAAGGAGAUGGUCAAAUCAAAUGUCUGGGCAAUAGGACGUGGUCAACCCCGACACUAGUCUGUUCUGGUGACGUCAAUCAUGCAUACACGACGAGAAUUACGUCAGCACCCAUCCAGGACAAUGACGUCAACACCUGCUCGCCCUUAUAUUUUGGUCAAACCGUUGAAGUCCGGUUAGACUACACAGUGGAGGUACAGAAGGUGGCAGUUAUAUUUACAGGCAACCGUCCACAGAAUGUCACAGUGACCGCCUACAUCCCAGGUAAUCACACCCGGAACUGUCGAAGCGUGACGGAAACAACUUAUGGCUUUCUGUUCACUUGCGUCUCGUAUCCCAUCACGCAACGCAUUGUACUGACCUUCAGCUCGGCUGCUUCGCUGUGUGAGGUGAAGGUCUUUGGUAGGCAGUUUACUGGCGUCUUGGAAUGUAAACAAACUGAGUCGGGAGUUGAAUACAAAGGACACCUAAACUUUUCUAGCCAGGGCUACGAUUGUUCCCCUUGGGUAGUGAUCAACAAAACAGAGUUCUUAGAUUACGAAUUUUCCGACGGCGACAUAAGUGAUGUUCGUAACUACUGCAGAAACCCAGUUUUAAAAUCCACCGGCCAGCCAUUGUCCGGUUACAGACCUAUAUGUUACUACAGGAUUCCUGCCAAGAGUUUAACAGGCUGGGAUUUUUGUAACCUGUUUUCAUGUGAAAAAGGCUGCAGGGUGUCCACGGACGGACGUGAGUAUACCGGAAAGAUUGACCAGUCAAGGAAGAUUGCAAGCAACGCCGCCCCAUGUGCUGUCUGGAACUCUGGGUCAUCUCUCUUCAAGUUGAAAAGUGACUUCUCAGAAAGUAGUUCGCCCAGCAGCAAGUAUUGUCGUAACCCAGGAGUAUCCCAGGAAAGACCCUGGUGCUAUACUAAUACAACCUCACUGACCUAUGCCUAUUGCGAUAUACCAAUGUGUCCUACGGCUGAAAAUACUACUCACCUUAGUGUGGACUUGAACCAGACCAGUGAUCACUUCACACUGAAGACCUACGCGGAUACUUUCAGGGAAUGUCUGUUGACAGACUUCUACCAGGCCUCCUAUGCCCCGCCAAUAUAUGAUGCCGUAAUGACCCAGCUGUGUUACACCAACCCCGGCAAGCACAAAGACCUGCUCUGCCAUUACAAGUCCAAUACUAAUCUCAAUGACUAUGGCGAUGGCGCCUUGUGGAUGAGGGUACACAUCAUUUGUCCCUCAGAUCAUCUUGCAACCACCCCAGCGAUGACUUCAAUGGCAUCAACCUCAAACGCCUAUUUCAACAGCUCUGAAGCUACUAGCACGGCGCCUCAGUCCACACAGACUUCAUGGUUUAGCAUAGCGUCUACACAGACUUCACUGACCAGCAUGUCGACCCAGGCGUCCACACAGCAGAUCGUUGAAACUAGCACUUCUAAUGACACUCAGAGCUUGUGUCCCAUCUCAUGUCAUGUCAGAUGUUCACCCAACAUAAAUAUCAGUAUUGAAAUCAAGGUCUACAAGGAACAGAUCCGACAAGAGCUCUUGGUCAACACAAACAGUCUUUCGAAAACGAUUCGGACCAAGACGUCCGCCCCGGACCCGAGACCAACUGCCAGGGUGACAGGGGGUGUUGCCAUAGCAGUUGUGGUAGUUGUAACGGUUUGUUUACUAAGUGGUGAUGUUGUUACAUUGUCCUGUUUCAUAUAUUUGAAAUUUAAAGGGAAUUCCCUCUUGACCAUGCAGUAAGACUCCGUUCUUGCUCUAAUAUUUUAAAUGUGUCAUUUUUAUAUUGAUAAUGUAAUCAUUUUACAAGUUUAAUAUAUACACAUUAUUUCUUGCAUUCUUGUUGGUACUUUGAACACAUGAAAUAAAAUGUUAUAGAAUCAAAGUGAAACCUUUUUACUUGGGCUGUAGCUGUUAAUAUAUUAAAUUAUGUCGGGCUGCUUCGAAAUGUGUGUAUGCCCUAACUAAAUAACAAACAUUAGUGGCUGAGUGGUAAACUGUAUGGUUUCUGAACCACAGUAUUGGGUUCGAAUCCCUGUGUAGACUGGAUUUUUUAAUUUUUGUGAUUUUUUAGGAUAAUCCUGAGUUCACAAAACUCUAAUGGGUACCUGACCUCUGUUGUGGAAAGUGAAGGCGGUUGGUCAUUGUACUGGCCAUACAGCAUCCUUGUUAAACAAACAUAUAAAGACAGAUGCCCUUUACAUCAUUUGCCCCAUAGAUUGAAAGGUCUCAAAGAGGAACAUUACUUUUAUUAAAAACAAUAACAGUAUUUGUAGUCGAGAUAUAUUCUGAAAAAAGCUGAAUGUCUUCCACCUCUGAUGCCUAAGGCAGAUCUUGGAUCUUUAAAAUAAGUUGGCAAGAUAAGAUAACCAAUGAGGAAGUGCUACGAAGAGCAGAGUGCCAGGACAUCCGCUCUGUUAUCAGCAGCAGACGCCUUGGCCACGUUCGUAGAAUGCCAGUAGGUCGUCUUCCACAGGACAUUCUGUAUGGCGAUCUAAUAGUCGAGAAAUAUUACAAGCAGAAAAAUCCCCUAUCUGUAUUGUUACCCUUUUCAGUUUUUGAUUUGCUGUUACUCAAUAAAUACUUAACAUAUUUUAUAAUUCCUUCACUAAACUUAAGACUCAAGUGCUAUGACUUAUGAAUCGUGCAAUGGUCACAUUAGGAUUUUACUAGUAUAAGUCUCUCAAUACUGUCACAUUGGUUAUUCACCCAUAAUACUAAUAAUAGUUUUGAAUAAAGUUCACUACUUUUGGUAG
This is a messenger RNA of Biomphalaria glabrata, 3814 nucleotides long. RefSeq names its product apolipoprotein(a)-like. The transcript has 16 exons. NCBI's taxonomy places the organism in Eukaryota, Metazoa, Mollusca, Gastropoda, Planorbidae. The record is from RefSeq and is a predicted model, not a curated record. Gene Ontology annotation, molecular function: endopeptidase activity; signaling receptor binding. Bases 33 to 2801 code for a protein of 922 amino acids.